This is a messenger RNA of Pseudocercospora fijiensis CIRAD86, 3094 nucleotides long. RefSeq lists its product as uncharacterized. The coding region runs from base 1604 to 3094 and encodes 496 amino acids. The transcript has 12 exons. The record is from RefSeq and is a predicted model, not a curated record. Lineage: Eukaryota; Fungi; Ascomycota; Dothideomycetes; Mycosphaerellales; Mycosphaerellaceae.
CAGAACGAAGCAGUAUGUGAUAUGUGUGGUAUGUGAUUGUAUUAACCUACAGUGUGUCGAGGUAGUAGCGGUAGUAGUUGGGUGAUAUCUCGUCAUCGUAAUCUCCUCUUUCUCUCUCUCAUGUCCUCCUCCUUCCCUUCUCCACUACAAGUCUACAAAUGCACAAGUUAAAAAUGAAAACAGAUUGAUGUGUGCGCAUGGCUCGCCGGCCAUGGCAGCUUGAUAUCUUUCCAAGAGCAAUAAACGCCUUCGCCAUGAGUGUGACCAGGUUCGGCCUGAUAUCCUGGAACGAUGAUGGUCGUCCCUGUGCUUCGAGUCGUAUCCCAAAAGGAAGCUCUGCGGUGCUGUGUCCGUUGAUCCAAUCGAGGUCUUCAACAAAUUUCAAACAAAUAGAAAACGAUUUUUGACAGCGGUAACGAGCGAAGAACUUAAAAGUUCUGUGCUAUGCCCGAGUUUCCUUGCUGAUAAUUGCCUGGCUGUUGUAUGCGCGUGUUCCGUCGUGCCGAUACAUCCUGCACAACUGGCAUGCCAUCUUGGCCACCAGUCCCACCAUACGAGCCGUCUCCAUACGGGCCAUGUUGGCUGUAUCCAUACCCUGCCGCUGGAUUGUAAGGCUCAUAAGAAGAUGGCACGCUACCAGGCGGUGGCAUCUCUGCCGAGAUAUCCGAGUGUGCGCCUGUCGUGUAUGUUGACGAGGCGUUCGAAGGACCGCGCUUCACGGCUCCUUGUGUGCCAGCUCCGGCUAUAGGUCCUUGACCCAAAGACCCGAUGUCGCUGUUCAUGGUCUCUCGCCUUUGGUGCAUGAGAGGAUCGCCACUCUGUUCGGAGACUCCACCACCAGGCGAAUGGCCGCCGUAUGGGGUGCUACCCGCGUCAGAGAGCUGGCCUUGGGUAUGGCCUCCAGAGAGGGUGGUCGACAUCUUACGAUUCGAUGCGCCCGCCGCACCCCAUCCACGGUAGCCGUUAUUGUCUUCCGACAUUUCGUGGCCGCUUUCUGAGACGACGGUAGGAAGGGUGGGAUCAUUGUUGGGGUUGAAGCCAUAAUCCUCGACCUCCUUACGGCGCGCCUCCUCCGCAGCCUUCUUUUGCUUCCUUUUCCUCCAGAAGAAGAUACCGGCGAGUACUAAGAGUGCGACAACGACUACAGGAACCACGACUGCGAUGGCGGUGACUCCAGCAGUGCUAAGUCCACCGCCACUGCCGCUUCCACUGCUUCCACCGCCGGUGUUAAGCGCGGCUUGUGACGAAGUUGCGCUGCCAGUGCUGCUCGUAAACUGCGUGGUCACAGGUGAUUGCGAUGGCGAGUUUGUCAGAGUGACAACGACAGUUAUAGGUGUGUCAGUGUCGGUGGGGUUGGUUGGAGAUUGAGUUACGACCGAUGUAAUUACUCGGGUGGUCGGCGGCACGGACGACAGGCUGAGUGUGCUUGUUGAAACGACUUGCUGGCUGCUCGUUGUCGGCGCUCGAGUAGUCGUUGUGGGAGACACAAUCUCGGAGGAGACGGAGGAGCUGAUGGAAGAAAGGAUGCUCGAGCUGCUCUCGGCCGGGUUGGUAGUCGAGGUGUGGUAGAGUUCGACAUCGUGAGGGCGGCACAGUGCACAGGAUGGCGACACAGCAGAAAAGUACUUGGGUACCUGCGCGGUGUCUGAUUCGCUGGGGCGUCGUAUUAGCAGCGAGCCCAGGCAAGCACGGCAAGAGUCGAGAGUCGGGACCUUGCCGCAUAAGCGAGUCGACAGCGCUGCGAGGAAAUGGAGUCGUAGUGUCGGGUAGACGGUGUAGUGCAGUCGCUGCUCGCAAGAUGGAAUGUUCGAUGGCUUCGAUGGACCUGGGCUUCGUUGAGAUGAAACCUUCGUCGCUCCUCUGGCUCCUCUGCCCCCUGCUCCGUCUGGUUCUAGGGCGCCUCUAUUCUACGCACACGUUCCCGUGGGUCGUCGUCGUCGUCGUCGUCGCCGUCGCCGUGAGCUGCUCGGCGCCUCUCGUGCUCUGCUUGCUGGUCGGUUCAACCUUACGGCGGCUCUUCAAGCAGAGAGCGUCACAGGCUGGCAGAUGCGCAGCAGGAAGAGAACAGAAGCUCGAGAUGAACGCCUCGGAGGUGGAAAAGCCGACACACCUAGCACAGUGCGUCGCCUCAUUUCCUGAUCCACCGGCCGCGCAGAAGAUCAUCUCGUUUAUUACCUGGUCGACUCGCAUCUACGACGUUGCGCUUCCUCCCGUCUGCCUUGAUGCCAUCUCCAAAGUGACGCGGCUGGCUGCUGACAGAAUAAUAAUACCAACUGCAUGCGCCCUGCUACCACUCAUGGCCACGGCCACACCUCCUACAGUACAACACCGACCCUCCAAGGCGCUCAGGAGGAGUGACCGAAGCUGGCUGACUGUGCCGACCCCUCGCCAAUGGCAUCGUGCCAUCGUGCCAACCUCGGCCCCGAUACGAAGAAGCUUGUCGUACCUUGAUGCGGCUCUGCUAUUUUCCAUUUUGGAACUCCAACUGGAAGGACCCCUCGGUCGCAACUGGAAGCUUGAAAGUGCAGCACUCAGUCUCAGGUCAUGGAAGCAGCAAACAAGAAGCCAAAUAAUCAUUGUGUCUCUGAGCAACGAGCACGACCUCCCAGACCACACGUCCCAUCUCGUACAAGGAUUCUCAAAUACGACAUCACACCCAAAAUAUCCUUGGAAUUCAGCUUUCGACUUGAUAAUAACACGAUUUGGCUACUGGCACUCGCAAAAGCAUGAUUUAGAUAGAUGCUCGGCAUUUCCGAUUACGACCUAUCUAUGGCAAGCGCAGGUCGCACAGCAGCAGCACUCUGGCUGGGUGCAUUGUGAGAUCGGGACAUAUGCCGGAGGAUCACACGAAGCGGUAGCCGGCAAACUACAGCCCUGCAUCGUUCUUUCCGAGGGAAAAGAAGCAACAACCCUGCGACAAAGCUAUCAUGGUGACCGCUUCCACUGCUCAGCGAUCUCACGAUGCGUCAAAAACUCCACCUCAUCCCCAAAGCUCUGUAACCACCGCAAGAAUCUCUCCACCAUCCCCUUAACCGCCUCCCAAUCCCCUUGUCAGGUUCCACUUUCCAUGCUAAAUCCGACUGCGAUGUUCUAA